This is a messenger RNA of Miscanthus lutarioriparius, 2364 nucleotides long. NCBI's taxonomy places the organism in Eukaryota, Viridiplantae, Streptophyta, Magnoliopsida, Poales, Poaceae. The record is from the annotation of a GenBank genome assembly.
AUGGAGCAUGCAUCAGCUGCCGGCAUGACAACCGUGGUUGUGCCUGAAGAACGCCGGCUGCCAGAAGCAGGGCUGAAUGGCAUGAUACUGCGGUGGGCGUUCAUGGACAAGGCCAUGAUCAGUUUCGGGGCCCUGCAGAUGGCUUGGGCCACCACCGUUGUGCUUGGUGGAUUCUCCACCCUGAUAAAGCAGAAGGAUUUUUGGUUCGUCGCAAUCAUCUCCUUCCGUGAAGCCACGAGGCUCUACGGCAGUGCUGUGGAUCCAGAGGAGUUCAUCAUCAACGCACCGGAGGUUGUGGCAGCAAAGACCGAGGAAAUUGAGGCCAAGGAGCAAGGUAGCUGGCAAAGGCAUCAUCGAACCAACCGGCCGGACCAAGGACCGAACCAAACUGCUGCUCCCCCACCACCAAGACGAGGAGGCCUGCUGGGAUGGUCGUCGUCCCUAACCUCCGGGCGGCGGCGCUUCUGCACCUGCAGCCUCUUCUUCACCAAGACCCUCACCACGGUGUUCAAGUUCGCGCAGUUCGCCGUGGGCAUCACCUCCGUCGUCCUGGCCGUGCUGCGUCUGAGCCGGCAGGACUAUGUGGACGCGGCGGACCAGAGCAGCAGCGACCACAAGAGCAUCAAGGGGUCCCUGAACCUCUUCUACGGCCUGGUGCUGGCGCAGGGCGUCUCCUCCUUCCUCGCCGACACCAUGAUCCCCAUCGACGUCCGGCGGGUCAUGAAGCUCCGCAUGACGUACCAGCUUGGCCAGUCAGGGGUGCUCAUCAUCAAGCGCUACAUGCUCGACACCUACAUGAAAUGUUCCGAUGGCGAGGUCCACCUCGUCGGCGUCCGGGUUCUUGAUCGCGUCCUCAGCAUGGAGAAGUACAGUGGGCUGGCGCUGAUGAGGCUCCGAGCUUCCAUUGACACUGUGGGAAGCGUGGUCAGUAUGCUUGGACUGAAGAACAAGACCAGGGAGGAAGAGAACACCAGAGGGCACGCGGCGAACGUGGUGCUGGAGCUCUCUCCAGACCUCCAAGUGGAGAGCUUCCCAGCAGUGCUGCAGAUGGUGUCUUCACUGCUUACUGCGAAGACAACGGCAGCAUCGACAACGAGCAAUGUCAGCGUCGAGCUUACAUGGCUCGGUGUGAAAAUCGUCAGAAAGAUCAUGGACAAUCCGGACAACUGUAAGGAAGUAGUGAAGGAUGCCGAUGACCAGGUGAUAUCAAGCAUUGUGGACCUUACAGCUGUUAGUGAUUACAACAGCAGCUCAAUCUCGUGGUCUCCAGUAACAGAGGAGAUCAUCGUGGAGGCAGUUCAAGUCCUGCACAGGCUGGUCCGAACUACCGGCGAUGCCGGUAAGGUGCUUAGGUGCAAAAUCUCUGAGAACCUCCAUGUUCUCAGGAACAUUAGAAAGAUCCUGGAACAUCCAAGGAGCCAUACUGAGCUACGCACUGAAGCAAUUGGAGUUCUUGCCUGCUUAGCUUUGGAUGAGACAGGAAAGAAAGAGAUUGGGGGUUCAGCUCGGAUCAUUAGGAAGCUUGUUCCAUCCCUUGUUGUUGAAACUCCAUCCCCAUCCAACAGAGUCAAGCUAGCUAAGUCUGCUGUUGAAGCAUUACUUGUUCUUGCCGUGGACAGCCAAAGGAAUGCCUUGAGGAUCCUUGAAGAACUGAAGAUUGAAGACAUGCAGCAACUUGUUGAUAUGCUUUCUUCUGACUCCACAGAGCUCAGAACUAUGGCUGCAAAACUCUUGGCGGUUCUACGUGUCAAUUCUAUAACAGAACAUGUUCAAUAUAACAGGACAGUCGACAACGCACUACCUCUGCUGCUGAAAGCAAUCAAGCUAGAGGUGGAGAAACUAUAUGCCCUGGUACCUGCUGCUGGAGAACUUCAUGCCCAUGAUGCUAAUUUGGAGGAAUGGAGGACCAAGCAGGGUGCACUACUGGAGAGCUUUGUUGGCCUCAGCGUUCGGGUCUGCACAUUCAUUCAGGCAAGCGAGUUCGGCGAUGCGCUCCGGAAUGCCAACCUCACAGUGGAUUUGCUCAUGCAUGCGCUCAGCAGGAUCCUUGAUAUGUACAUGUCACCAGACACAGAGUACCCAGGUAUAAGGCGGGUAACAGUUGAGCUAAUCAUUUGGAUGCUACGGAGCAACAGACGCUGCAUUGAGUUUUUCUUUCGGCACCAAGUGGACAAGGCAGUGAAAGAAGUCGCAGAAACAGAAGAAAGACUUGAAAUGUUUAACAUGUUCUGCUGCGGCGUUGGCGUCGCUAAGCACAGAGAGCCCAUUUCUUCUCUCGUUGCUUCUGCAGCCUCUGCUCUGCCUCGCAUUGCUAGAAGGCUCCCAGGCGAGGUGUCGGCAGAGAACACAAUACCAAUUGCUUAA